Apis mellifera (honey bee) is the source of this 3088-nucleotide messenger RNA. Its product is annotated as golgin subfamily A member 6-like protein 22. The record is from RefSeq and is a predicted model, not a curated record. NCBI's taxonomy places the organism in Eukaryota, Metazoa, Arthropoda, Insecta, Hymenoptera, Apidae. Gene Ontology annotation, cellular component: adherens junction; filamentous actin; stress fiber. Gene Ontology annotation, biological process: muscle structure development; actin cytoskeleton organization. The transcript has 6 exons. Gene Ontology annotation, molecular function: muscle alpha-actinin binding; actin binding. Bases 746 to 3019 code for a protein of 757 amino acids.
AUAUCACAUAUCACAGAACAUAUUACAAUAUUUAUAAAUUUAUUUUUAAUUUUUCUUUUUUGCUUUCGCGUAAAGUUUCGCGCACUUUUCGAUUCAAAGAACUGAAUUUAAGCAUUAGCGUGUUCCUAGAUGGCAGAAGCGUAUACGAUUUUUAAAUCGAUUUAUGUGAUUUUAGCGCGAAAUUACGAUAAAAAAAAUUAUUCUUUGUCACAGAGAAAAGAUGUAGAUAUCGUUACUUUACGAAAGAGUAACGAUGAGAGCGAAAUACUUCAUAUGUGAUGACGAGGAAAUCGAGGACCUGAAUCUAAAUAAAUCGAUCAGUAAAUAGAUCUAGCAUUCUUCCUACUGUUUUACGAUUGGAUAAUGAGGGGAGCAGGGGACGAGAGGAUGAGGGGAGAAGAGGCCGUGUAUUUGUGGCGUUCAAGUCGGUAGCUACGAUUGCCUUCUGGCAAACAUUAUCGUGACACCGUUUUGUGCGUGUUGAAGAGUUAGUGGAGUUCGUCGAUCGAUGCUACCACGGUAUCGACCGGUUCGGUUGAUGACCGCGCGCUUCUGAUCCAUGAAUUCAGUGAUAUAAUUUUUCUCGGUGUGCAAUAUCCUGUGCAUCGUGAUAUAACAAUUCUGUGACUAUUCUUCGCGCAACAUACUGGCAAGUAACUCACGAAUCAUUGAGUAAAUUCUCGCAUCGACUAGACUAUAUUCGUUUCGCUAUGCGAUCACUUCCGCGUACAUGAUGUAGAACAAUAUGGCUAUCAACAUAAAAUUCACAAAAUUCGAUAACACACCAUGGGGAUUUCGAUUGGCGGGUGGAAGCGAUUUUCCACAACCAUUGACUGUCAUCAGAGUAACAGAGGGAAGUUUGGCGGAAUGCAUGGGUUUAAAAGUCGGCGACGUGGUGGUAAGAUUAAACGAUCAACCCAUUAGUUCUUUAACCCACGGCCAGGCGCACGAGGAAUUAAUGCGAGCAGGAAAUAACUUUGUUCUCGGUGUGCUGAGACAAGAAGAUUUUGUCAAGGCUGCGGAGGCGCUGUCCGAGGAGAACAUCGUCCCUUAUAAGAUCCCUCUCGCAGAUUUGCCACCAGUCUUCCCGGAGCAAAUCUUGAAGGAGGAGACUGUGAUCGAACGUCACGAGUAUGAGAUAAAGACGCGGGAGGAGGAAGAGGGGCCAAAGGAGGUGGAACCGCUCCCUGAGAAGCCGAAAGACGCCAACAGCGAGAUCGUGCCGAAUCAAAACCUCACGGACGACGAGAUCGCGCAAUUGAUCCUCGGGGAAGAGGAACUUUUGGACGAUAAAGGCGUUUUGGGGGUGAACUUUAAGAAACUGAGGCCACGCGUCACGGUUCUGAAGCAAUCCAAGGUUAUAGAAGAGCUUCAGAACAUAGCCACCGCCGAGCCACCGUUGGUCGAGCAGUUGAGGCGCACCUCGGUUUUCCUUCAGAAACCGGAGCGGCCGAUACCGACACCCCGCAAGAAGGAGGGGGAGCAGGAAGACAGGGAGACGGAGUCUUACAAAGUUGUGAUAAAGAAGCAGAAAAGGAGAAGCGUGACCGACCGGCUGCUAGAGAGGGGCUUGCUGAAACCGGAGGGCGCGAGCACCCCGGAGCCCUUCACUCCCGAGGUAAACAUGGAAAGUAAGGCGGAAAAAGUCGAGGAGGAGGAGGAGGAGGAGGAUUCCUCGAUCCUCGAUCCCCGAUCUGCCACGUGCUCGCCGCUCGACGAUGAUCCCCGAGUAUCGGUCCAACGUGUCGGUCCCCGUUCUUCUUCCCUGUUCGAGACUCGUGCGCACGAUGUGGAAACGGACGGAGCGACGGCUUCACGUUGCCUCUCACACCGCGAGAGGGUAGCUUCGAAGAGAGGUUCUCGCACGAGUGUUCGCUUUCCAAGGCGUUUGUCGUUGGGCAAGUGGAGGCACGUUGCGGUUAAAGGGAGUAAAUGUUGGUUGGGUGCAGUUGGACGAGGCGUGCAGGUGUCGAGGGGUCGGAGAGGACUCGCAACGAGUCGCCGUGGCGUGGAGAAAUGUUCGAAAUCGAGGAGGAUCGAAGGUCGUUCGUACCUCGAGACGUACUUGAGGCGAGAGGAGGAUAAUUGGCGAGUGGUCGACGGGAUGUUCGGGAGGAGGUGCGAGGCGAGGUGCUGCUUCGUUGAAUCGUCGUCGAGGAAGACAGAUCGGGUGGAGGAGAGUCCCGUUCGCGGUGUAGAAUUGUCUCGUCCCCGUUUAUUUCCCGAUCGACGAUAUUUCGACGAGAGAUCGCGCCGACGUAUCCUACAUUUCAAGGGUCGUUACGUUCAACGUAUCCUUCGGCGCGAUGCUGUCCCUCGUUCGUUCAAUCGUAUCCUCGACGCGGCGUUGUCCUUGAAGCGAAAUCUUCGCGCAAGAGGAGAAAAUUCGAAAGAUUGGACUUGGUAUCUCGCGGAAAACGCGUCGUUCAAUCGUUCCUGUGCUCGUCCGAGAAAGAAGUUUACAUUUCGAGCUCGUUACGUCGAACGUAUUCUGGAAAAGCAGUUCGAGUGCCUCGGUUUAAUCGCGAACCGCGUUCGACGCCAACUUCUCCAACUCGUCCGAUCCGAUUCUUCCCGGAUGAUCGUUCCAUCCCUCUCAUCCUUCAACUCGCGCCACGCGUCGUCGUCUCUUUCGCCCGCGGGGGAAGGCGGUGUCCUUUCCGAUCUCGUCCGUUCGUCCAAAGAUUACAUCUCGGCCGAGAUUUUUCAUCGUGGAAGCAGACGAUCGAGAUCGUCCAGAGCCUCGAGCGGUGUCUCUUCCGAUCCGUUGGACGACGGUUUUCGAACGUUCCUUCCGAUCGAUCGAUCGUUUCACGACCAACGUUUCGGGGAGGGGGGGAGGGGAAGCGACAAGACGAAAGCGAUCGAGGAUAACGAUCGAGAUGGACGCAGGCUAUCCUUCGUCCCGACCAUCCUCUACGAAAGUUUGACAAAUCGCAUAGGGGUUGAUUUCACGAGAUUGGUGGCGUACGCGUUCGUCCCUUGUACCUCGAUCAUAUUGCUCUACAUGUACAAGUAACGCAUCGUGUACGUGCGUAUCUAAAUGAUAAUUUUCGAGACGGUACGGAUUAAUUAUUACGAUUAUGUU